GGCGAGGGUGGAGACCUGGGGGGCCUGUCCUCGUCCCUCUCCUCACCCCACUCUCUGGGAACAAUAGGGGGAACAGGGGAGCGCUGCUCCACCUCCACCAGCCCCCAGGACCACAUCACCUCCCCGCUGCCUCUCUGGGUACGACCGACAGCCACCUUGCUCUGUGGCUGCAACUGAAAUGGCAUCCUAUUCACUAUAUAGAGUAGGGUGCUAUUUCAGACAUGUGUCUCUUUAGUUCUCUCUCUCUCUCUCUCUCUCUCUCUCUCUCUCUCUCUCUCUCUCUCUCUCUCUCUCUCUCUCUCUCUCUCUCUCUCUCUCUCUCUCUCUCUCUCUCUCUCGGUCUCCACAGUUCCACAUCCCUUCUUCACCCCCCUUCCUCCUUCCCACCUCAGCCUCCACCCACCCUCGCUCACUCUACCUCUUUCACUUUCUAUUUGGAUCUUUACUCUCACGCUUCUCUCACUAGUUUCCUCUAUUUUGUCCUAAAGCUGUCACUCUCCCUCUGCUGCACUUGUCAGUGAAGUCCUGUCCCCAAGCACUCUUAUCAUUUCAGUUUUUCUUAUUUUCGGUUGGUCCCUAAGAAGGAGAAUAACGCUGUACACAACCAGAAGGUGGACAUCUUACAGAAGAUGCUGACCAAGGAGCAGCAGGACUUACAGGCAAGACACACACACACAUACAUA
This is a messenger RNA of Coregonus sp. 'balchen', 683 nucleotides long. Lineage: Eukaryota; Metazoa; Chordata; Actinopteri; Salmoniformes; Salmonidae. The record is from the annotation of a GenBank genome assembly.